Messenger RNA from Drosophila bipectinata, 555 nucleotides. RefSeq names its product Cuticular protein 78Cc (gene Cpr78Cc). Gene Ontology annotation, molecular function: structural constituent of chitin-based larval cuticle. The record is from RefSeq and is a predicted model, not a curated record. Lineage: Eukaryota; Metazoa; Arthropoda; Insecta; Diptera; Drosophilidae. Gene Ontology annotation, cellular component: chitin-based extracellular matrix.
CCGCCUCCGAAGAUCACCCAAUCAGUUUGGAUUUAGACAACCUAAGAAACUGCAAAAUGUUCAAGCUUUCGCUCUGCCUGAUCGCCGCCCUUAUGCUGGCCAAUGUCCAUGCGGAUAACAUCAACAAGGAUGCCCAACCUAUCAGCUUGAAGAACGAUCCUGCGGAUGCGGAGGGAAACUACGCAUACGCCUUCGAAACUAGCAAUGGAAUCCAACAACAGGAGGCUGGCAAUGCCAACGGUGCUACUGGCGGCUCGUCCUAUGUUUCUCCCGAGGGUAUCCCGAUCUCGCUGACCUACGUCGCUGAUGAGAACGGAUUCCAGCCCCAGGGUGACCACUUGCCCACUCCCCCUCCAAUCCCAGAGGCCAUUCUGAGGGCCCUGGAAUACAUUGCCUCCCACCCACCCGCAUCUCAGUAAACCCCAAUUGGAUACCCCAUUUCUGGCCUAGUCAUUGCUAUUGCGGCUAAAAUGAGUAAUAUCUAGUUAUAAAAAGCGUGUACAUAAGCAAAAUCAAAAACUCCAUAAAAUUUACAUAAAUGAUCAUUUCAACCUA